GUUGAUCUAAGUCGGAUAAAAAAAUUGUCCACUAUAUUAAAACCCUAAUUUCUUCCCAUUUCAAUCCUCUCUCACAUUUUUUUUCAGUUGCCGCCGGAUUCAUCUGCUAGGGUUUAUCUCCCUUACUCUGAUAAGAUGUUUACUGCUCUGAGGAAAAUACAAAAAGAGAAGGGUGUUGGCCCAACUGACUUUGAGGAGACUGUUGCCCAGGCAUUUUUUGACCUGGAAAACACCAACAAAGAUCUUCAAAGUGAGUUGAAGGAUCUGUUCAUCACCUCUGCUGUACAAGUUGACAUCUCCAGCAACCGCAAAGCUGUCAUCAUUCAUGUUCCAUACAGGCUGAGAAAAUCUUUCCGUAAAAUUCACAUCCGGUUGGUGAGGGAACUAGAGAAGAAGUUCAGUGGCAAGGAUGUUGUUGUCAUUGCCUCUAGAAGGAUCGUGAGACCACCCAAGAAGGGUUCUGCGGUCAAGAGGCCCAGAUCCCGUACUCUCACCUCUGUGCACGAGAACAUUCUCGAAGACCUUGUCCAACCUGCCGAGAUUGUUGGUAAACGCUGCCGAUACCGCCUUGAUGGCAGUAAGAUAAUGAAGGUUUUCUUGGACCCAAAAACCAAGAACGACACUGAGUACAAGCUCGAGACAUUUUCUGGUGUCUACAGAAAGCUUUGUGGGAAAGAUGUAGUGUUUGAAUACCCUAUGACAGAGUCGGCUUAAGUUAGCAUAUGGGAUGUCACCAGAAUUUUGGGUUUCCCUAUUCAGAAAUCUUGUUUAUUUUCCGACUUAGUACCCUAUCAUUAAGUUUUGCUCUGGAAUUGUUAAGUAGGAUAAAGAAAGUACAUUGAUGAGGAUUUCUUUUGUUGCCUAAGAUUUCAUGUUUCAUGUUUUGGAUGGUGCUUGUGGAACCUUUGGCCCGUUUUUACGAGUAAAAGUCUUCUAAUAUUUACUUGAUUA
Molecule: messenger RNA, 951 nt
Organism: Amaranthus tricolor (Joseph's coat)
Lineage: Eukaryota; Viridiplantae; Streptophyta; Magnoliopsida; Caryophyllales; Amaranthaceae
Product: 40S ribosomal protein S7-like
Exons: 6
Coding region: 136-714 (192 amino acids)
Biological process (GO): rRNA processing; translation; ribosomal small subunit biogenesis
Cellular component (GO): cytosolic small ribosomal subunit; ribosome; small-subunit processome
Molecular function (GO): structural constituent of ribosome
Source: RefSeq, a predicted model, not a curated record